AUGGCACCAAGUCGUCGCAUGCAGAAGCAGGGUGUUCCUGGACCCCUGGACGAAUCACUGGUUUCAAGGAAGAGAAAGGACGCUCCCCCGCCGCCAGAGGCAACAUACAAGAAACGCAGAACAGACCCCAACAAGCCAAAGAACUCUGCUGGAAAGAAGACGACCAAGGGCAAAUUCGUGGCAAAUGGAAAGACUCCCAAGGUUGUCGCAAAGAAGGCACAACAGCUCGUUGCAUCCGACGACGAGGACGUUGAGGACGAUUCAGAUGUCGCCGACGACUUGGGCGUGCUCGAGUCGGACGAUGAGCCCGCCGAGGACGACGACUUCAUGGACUCAGACGACCCCGAUGUACAGCGUGCCAUGUGGUCUGAGGACGAAGAUGCCUCAGAUGCCGAGGAGAUUUUGAAUGCCGCCAACAUUGCUGGACUUUCCGGUCGCCUCGACGAGGAAGCCGCCCAGGAAGCCGCCGACGCGCAAGCCGAACUCGAGGACGAUGCCAUGCAGACCAACAUUGCCGCCGCCGACAUCCCCGAAGACGAGGACGACGACGAGGCCGCGAUCCGAAAGGCCACUCUUGCUCCCGACCUCCAGCUCCUCCGUACCCGUAUCACAGAGACCACCCGUGUCUUGACCAGCUUCAAGGAGCUGUCCGACCCUUCGCGCUCGCGCACCGACUACAUCAACUCCCUUCUCAACGACAUCUGCGCCUACUAUGGCUACUCGCGCUUCUUGGCCGAGAAGCUGUGGAGACUGUUCACCCCUCAGGAAGCCCUCGCCUUCUUCGACGCAAACGAAACUCCUCGUCCUCUGGUCAUCAGAACAAACACUCUCCGCACUCAUCGCCGUGAUCUCGCACAUUCUCUGAUCAACCGUGGUGUCACCCUUGAGCCCGUUGGAAAGUGGAGCAAGGUUGGUCUGCAGGUCUUCGAAUCUCAGGUUCCCUUGGGUGCCACCCCCGAAUAUCUCGCUGGACAUUACAUCCUCCAAGCCGCCAGUUCGUUCUUGCCCGUCAUGGCUUUGGCUCCGCAAGAGAACGAGCGUGUCCUGGAUAUGGCCGCUGCUCCCGGUGGUAAAACAACACACGCCGCUGCUCUGAUGCGCAACACUGGUGUCAUCUUCGCCAACGAUGCCAGCAAGGUCCGUGCCAAGGGUCUGAUUGGUAACAUUCACCGUCUGGGUGUCAAGAACACCAUCGUCUGCCACUACUCUGCCCUCGAGUUCCCUAAGGUCAUGGGUGGCUUCGACAGAGUUCUUCUCGAUGCUCCUUGCUCUGGUACUGGUGUCAUCGCCAAGGAUCAAAGUGUCAAGACCAACAAGACCGAAGCCGAUUUCCUGCGCCUGCCCCAUCUUCAGAAGCAGCUUUUGCUUGCCGCUAUCGACUCUGUAGACCACGCAUCGAAGACUGGUGGUUACAUUGUCUACUCAACAUGUAGUGUCACAGUGGAGGAGAACGAACAAGUCGUUCAAUACGCCCUGAACAGACGUCCCAACGUCAAGCUUGUCAGCACUGGUCUCGUCUUCGGCAAGGAGGGCUUCACCAGCUUCAUGGGCAAGAAGUUCCACCCCACCCUGAAGGAGACCAGAAGAUACUACCCUCACGCCUAUAACGUUGACGGUUUCUUCGUCGCCAAGUUCAAGAAGACCGGCCCCACACCUGCCAACGCCAUCAAGGCCCAAGGCCAGGAAGUCCAGAAGCAAAAUCUGAAGAAGGACAUCGACGAGGAGGUUAUCGAUAGAACUCCCAUCAGCGAGGAGGCCGAAAACGAUGAGUUCGGCGGCUUCUCUGACUCGGAGGACGAAGCCAUCAUCCAACGUGCCCGCGCUAAGCAACUCAAGAAGAGGGGCAUUGAUCCCAAAGCCACAAAGCCUGCUAAGCAGCAGCCCAAGGAGAAGGAAGUCACAGCUGAGCAGUCAAAUGCUGAGGAUCAAUUAGAAGAGAAGGCAGUAAAGUCACCGUCAGGAACAAAAAGCCCAAAGGUAGCUGAGAAGCCUGUCGAGAAUGGUGUUAGCGAGGCCGGCGGACAUGCCAAUGGCACUCCAACGGAGGUUCAAAGCAAGAAGGAGAAGAGAACUUUGAACAAGGCAGGCAAGAAGGCCAAGGCUAGCCCCAAGGCCAAAUAG
This is a messenger RNA of Aureobasidium subglaciale EXF-2481, 2121 nucleotides long. RefSeq lists its product as uncharacterized. The transcript has a single exon. The record is from RefSeq and is a predicted model, not a curated record. NCBI's taxonomy places the organism in Eukaryota, Fungi, Ascomycota, Dothideomycetes, Dothideales, Saccotheciaceae. Gene Ontology annotation, biological process: maturation of LSU-rRNA; rRNA base methylation. The coding region runs from base 1 to 2121 and encodes 706 amino acids. Gene Ontology annotation, cellular component: nucleolus. Gene Ontology annotation, molecular function: RNA binding; rRNA (cytosine-C5-)-methyltransferase activity.